Messenger RNA from Lactuca virosa, 2338 nucleotides. The record is from the annotation of a GenBank genome assembly. Lineage: Eukaryota; Viridiplantae; Streptophyta; Magnoliopsida; Asterales; Asteraceae.
UCUCUCCUCUGUCGCCCUCUCCCUUCCUUCUUCGUUGACUGGCCGUUUACCUGACGACUUACCGCCGUUCGCUCUCUUCGCCGUUGGUGCGCUAUAUCAUGCUGCUUCAGGUCUCGUUGUCGUUCCGUAGACAGUCUAAUUUGCAGCAUUUAUAUCUGCUUGAGUGAGUAUGCUUGGCUCAUGGGUAGAUUUUGUUUGAUCUUUUCUCGCACCUCAUAAGGUUCCAGAAGGGAAAACAUGGGACAACUGAACUUUGCUUCUUCUAGAUGUGCAUUUAGUUUUGUAAAAUGAAGACACAAACCUGUGAAACCAACAUUCAUAACUGAUGAUGUCCGGAGGAAACUGAGUUUCUGAGCUUAUUGGGAUACACCAACAUAUAAGGAGAAACCAUAUAUACACAAAAUUGGGCAAGGGUGAAGGGUCAUCAUCACAUAACUCAUAAUGGUUGUUCUAGCUGAACUUUCAGAAGCAUCUUCAUCUUCAUCAACUCAUGGUCAUAGAUACGACGUGUUUUUAAGUUUCAGAGGUCUCGACACUCGUAAUAGUUUCACUGCUUACCUUCAUAAGGCUCUUGUGGAUGCCAAUAUCAGUACCUUCUUGGAUGAUGAAGAGAUUGAAACAGGGGAAGAUCUGAAACCAGAAUUGGAGAGUGCUAUUAAAGCAUCUAGGGCUUCUGUUAUUGUUUUGUCCAAGAAUUAUGCUAGUUCGUCAUGGUGCCUUGAUGAAUUAGUUCUGAUCCUUAAGCAACGUGUGAAAUCCAACCAAAUUGUCAUCCCCGUAUUUUAUCACGUUGAGCCGACCCAUGUCAGGAACCAACAAAGUAGCUUUGGAGAUGCAAUGGCUAAGCAUAGACGGAUGAUGGAGGUGGAGACAAAUGAAAAUAAAAGAAGUCAAUGGGAUCAAAAGAUUGAUCGAUGGAAUAAAGCACUUAAGAAGUUGCUGAUUUGAAAGGGAAGGACGUAACCGGCAGGCUAGAGAUGGAAUUCAUUGAAGAAAUUGUCCAGGACAUCUACCAUAGAUUACAUUUGUCACUUCAUGGUUGAACGAUGCAUCAUUGCAUACGACAGACAUACUCACUAUCUUGGGUAUGGGCGGGAUCGGGAAGACAUCUUUAGCCAAAUAUGUCUAUGGAUUACAUUGUCGUGAAUUCGAAACAAGCAGCUUUAUUGGAAAUAUCAGUAGGAGAUGUGAUGAAAAAUUUAGUGGGUUGCUUGAGUUACAAAAACAACUCAUUGAUGAUAUUUCAAAGACACGGUCAAUCAAAGUUCAUGAGGUUUCUAUAUACACCUCAAAGAUAGAGAAUGUAGUAACUCGUAAAAAAGUGUUCCUGGUUCUUGAUGAUGUAGAUAGUCUCCAUCAGUUGGAUUCAUUACUUGGGAGCAAAGGUUUUCAUCCGGUAAGCAAAGUUAUAAUAACAACAAAAGACGCAUGGUUGACAGAGAGCUGUGCACAAUUUAAAACAAACGUUAAACCCAAUCAUGCAAAACACUUUCUUCAAGUCUUAGAUGAAACUGCAUCACGAGAACUAUUGUGUUUUCAUGCAUUCAUGUCCUACACACCCAAGGCAAAUUAUGAAGAGGUGACAGGAAACUUUGUGAAGUAUUGUGAAGGACAUCCAAUGGCUCUUGAAGUUUUGGGCAAGUCUUUACAUAAUCGAGAUGUAGCAUACUGGGAAGAUUGGAUAAAACAACUAACGAAAGAACCCGGUUCUCCUAUAGAUAAUGUUUUGAGAAUGAGCUGCAAUUCUUUGCCAUCAAAAAAUGAUAAGGAUUUGUUUAAGCAUAUUGCUUGCUUUUUUGUUGGAAAAGAUAGAGAUGUUACUGAAACCAUAUUGGAGGCAUGUAAUAUAAACAUAAGAUCUGGGAUCACAAAUCUUGUUGACAGAUGCCUUUUUAGUAUCGGAUCGAAUAACGAAUUGAUGAUGCAUCAAUUGCUUCAAAAUAUGGGAAGAUUCAUAGUACAUCAAGAAUCACCUCACAAGCCAUGGAAGCGAAGUCGAUUAUGGUGUCAUGAAGAGUCAUUUAAAGUGUUGAAACAAAAUAAGGGUACAGAAAAUGUUCUAGGCCUUGUCCUUGAUAUGCGAAUGCUUGAGAAAAAGAAUAAUCCACAACGACUUCAAAAGAGGCAAAAGCUGUUAACUGGAUUCUGCUUAGAAGACAAAAGGCGUGUGCGAACUGAUGUUUGGUUUUCUGGACCAAAGGAAUCUGAAAUCCAGGUGUAUUAUGAAUUUGGAAUAUUCAGCACUAUUUAUGGAGACAUUUACGACUUCAAAUUACGACAUAUGUUUUGUACAAUACGAUUUUUGACAUAUUUUUACGACAUGCUUUGUAUGUCAUGA